AAAAUUCCAACUCUCAAUCGUUUUUAAAGUCCAAACAUUAGUCGCUGCAAAUUCCUGGAAAUUAACUUUCCGUAGUACUCCUAAAACCUUCAUCUUCCAUUGUGACGACUUUCAAUUUUCACACUCUUAACUUCGUAAACCCUUUCCAGAUAAGCAGAUAUACCAUUAAUUCCAACUUCUUUGCAAAAUUCUGUUUGUUUCUCAGGAAAAUCCACGAAUUCAUAUCCGCUUUUGUUGAAUUCUAUUCUUACAUGUUGUGUUUCCAGCAGAAUAAAUACGUUGAUCGUUUUCACUGAUAACCAAUCGACUUCACCCCUAUAAACAACUCGACCCGGCCGGCCAAUGCCCAUGGAUAGAGACGGAGAAACCGCGAGAUCGCCAGUCGUCCUUUCAAUCGAGUGCCUGAAAGGCAGCUCCAAAGCCGACGAAUGGACCAGAGAUAUGCUCCAGACGGGAGACAUCGUGGAGGAGAUCCAGAUAGGUUCUAAUUCCAGGUCCGGCGGGACGACGUUAUGCCCUCCUUUCAAGAACGGGAAGAGCGGGGUGCAGAAGAUUCUUCAGUCCUCGUUCAAGAAGAAGGAGACGUCGAUUCUGGUCCGAGUGAGGCGGGGCAGCGACGAGUUCGCUCAGUUGCAGGGGUGCAUCGUGCCCAACGAAUCGAGUGGGAAGAAGCAGUACGUGUUGAGGUCCAUUGGAGAUCCGAAUUACGCCGUCGGGUUUGCUGAUCGAACCGAGUCCGAGUGCUUCGGGUUGCAAGCUUCAAGGAGCACGAGGAUGGUCAGUGCACUGUAUAGGACAAAACUACAGGAUGGAUAUGUCUCCUAUCCGUGGGAGAAAAGGAUGCAAGAAGUACUUUUGAUAGCAAACUCAAGUUGCUUUCUUUCCAUUCUUCUGCUUCCUAAAGCUUCCGAUCAAGUGGCUUCUCGAUACAAUGACCUGGAGGAUACUCUUGCUCGAGCAAAUGCCUGGCUAAAUGCAUCUCGGUCUUCUGGGGUACCCAUUGCCUUCGUGAAUAUCCAGACUGAGUCCCUUCUUACUAAGAUCUCUGGAGAGACGGCCUCCUCUACCGUGAAUGCAGGAUCAUUGUCUGAUUUAUCAAAUCUUGCGAAUGCAAGUCUGUAUGGUUUUGAGGAUUACCAUGGAAUCGACAUUGGUGUUGUCCGAGCUGUUCGUCUCUGGUAUUCUCCAAUUGGAGGAGAAAUUCCAAUUGAGAUCAAGCUAGAAGAAGAUGAUUCAAGGCUUGGAUUUGCCAUUAGUCGGACAGAAGAGGGAUUCAUCUACAUUUCUUCAGUUAUUGAGGGCGAUGAAAACGUACCGUCAACAAGAUCAGGAAUAAGUGAUCUUUACAAGGAAGCAGAAAGUGCAUCCAAGCUACUGGUUGUCUCAAGAGUAUCAAACCAGAAGGUCCUUCCAUGGAUGGUCUCUUCAACUGGAGCAGUUCGCUGUUUCGAUACAGUUUCCCUCAGCCAGAAGCUCUCACUACACCGGCAUGCCAAGGUGCCAGUUCUUAUUCAUGUGUUGCUGUGCGAUAAAGCAUUGGCUUCCCAGAGCGGAGGAAGUUCCAGAUUUGAAGCAUCCUCUCCAACUCGAUUACCCCUGCCACCUGAAGUUAGACUGUCACGCAUUCCCAACGAGAACCAGAUACUGCCUCUGCCGCCUGAAGUUCCAGAUGAAAGCAGCACCAUGAAUGAGCAAUCAGAGCUCAGACUCCAGCGAGACACUGCUGGGGAGGUCUCCUUCAGGUUCCACAAUUUUUCACUUCCAAACAACUGGGUCUGAUUUUCUUUUCUGUUUUACAUAUGCAACGUCCUUUGGUACAUAUACUAGCAAUAGACGGUUUGAUACAGAAAAUCCAGAAUAAACUCAUGAAAAGUGGUCUUCUUUUUUUUUUAAUCAACAAAGUGUAAUGUUUGUCCCAUACAUAUAACAUAGUUAUCAAUUUC
Molecule: messenger RNA, 1943 nt
Organism: Rubroshorea leprosula
Lineage: Eukaryota; Viridiplantae; Streptophyta; Magnoliopsida; Malvales; Dipterocarpaceae
Source: the annotation of a GenBank genome assembly